Styela clava is the source of this 1033-nucleotide messenger RNA. NCBI's taxonomy places the organism in Eukaryota, Metazoa, Chordata, Ascidiacea, Stolidobranchia, Styelidae. The record is from RefSeq and is a predicted model, not a curated record.
UUCAGUUUUUAAGUAAAACGCAUAUUUAGUUAACAACGUUUUCAAAAUGAAGAUAUCAAGCGUUAUAUGUUUUCGAGCAACUAUAUCAUACUCUUGUAUGAUUUCAUCAAUAUACUUCGUUCUAAUACUUCAGAUUUCAACACUCGUGAGUUCGUUACCAACAAGCAGUCGCCAUCUUGCUUCAACUUUGCCAGAAGAAUUUGAAAAUUUACGAAAAUUUGAAAUUAAUGAACAUUCUGGGGAUCCAGAUGAAUACAUCAUAAUAUUUCAAGGAUUUUUAUCAGAUUUAAAAAUGCUCGAAGCUCUUGUACCUCACAAAGAGUUUUUCAGAAGUAUUUUCGAAGAUAAAUCUAUAACUUCAGAAGAAAGUCGAAGACUUAAGAGCAAACAUCACGUAAAGAGAGGAUUGAGAAAUGGUCGAAAGAUGGCUCGACUUUCAUGUCAGAGGAAAGGAAAAUGUCGCAUCACGACCUGUCCAUUUAAUGUGCCUCUUGAUCGCAUCUCAUUCAGCACUGGAUUUGGAUGUAGAACGAGGAAACUGCCUCAUGUUUAGAAGAAGAAAACGAGAAACGUCCGCAAAUAAACUUCACUGUAACGCGUUAGCCCAGGCUGAUUUACAUACACGCAUCAAAUAAUGCACAAUAAAAAAGAUGCGUAUCAGCUUGCGUAUAAAACAGGCACUGUUCUUUGGAUUUAUUUUUAGUACUUGUAUGAAAAUUGCAUCCUGCUAAAUAUUUAAUUGUAAUCUUAUUCUAUUCAUUCGAAAUAUUGUAUUCCUUCUGUGAUAUUUAUCUGUUUAUUUAUAUAUAUAUUUAUUUUUUAUUUUACAAAUAAAAACACUUUUGCUAAACCAUGGCAAUGAUUCGCUAACUUAAAUGCACCGAUCUUGGUAGUUAAUCCAAGUAUUCACAUUUUCUCGGGCCCUGGCCCCCAUGGCAGGACUUAGUUCAGGAAAAAAACGGUUUCUUACCUUCCGCUCAUGAUAUUCAAGUUUCUCGAUGAUUUGUAAUUAUGCUCUCAUUUAAUGCCUAUG